Molecule: messenger RNA, 1110 nt
Organism: Amphimedon queenslandica
Lineage: Eukaryota; Metazoa; Porifera; Demospongiae; Haplosclerida; Niphatidae
Product: BTB/POZ domain-containing protein 10-like
Exons: 7
Coding region: 75-1019 (314 amino acids)
Biological process (GO): positive regulation of phosphorylation
Cellular component (GO): cytoplasm
Molecular function (GO): protein binding
Source: RefSeq, a predicted model, not a curated record
GCCAAACAGAAUUAAUUGUGAUGAUCUGUUUUGAUUCGAGGUUUGUUUCUUUAUGAGAUGACUUAACUUCAGAGAUGGCUUCAGGAGGUUGGUGUGAGUAUUAUUGUGAAUCUUCUCGUAUACCAGAGGCACAUUCUCCUCGUGUACUGAUGUCUAAACCACCUCCAUCACAGUCUGAACGUGUUAUUACACUUGUAGUGGAUGGGAAGAGGUUUACUGUUAAUCCAUCGCUAUUUACAAAGCAUCCCAACACAAUGUUAGGAAGAAUGUUUAGUUCACCAAUGGAGAUUAAACCUAAUGAUUCUGGAGAAUACAGGAUACUAAAUGGAAUAUCAUCCCAUAUUUUUAGGGCAGUUCUGGAUUAUUACCGAACUGGUGUGUUACCUUGUCCUUCGUCUGAAUCUGUACAUGAAGUCAGAGAAGCAUGUGACUACCUUCUCAUUCCUUUUAAUGAGAAAACUGUCAAAACUAACAACUUAAGAGAUUUUCUUAAUGAGUUGUCUAAUGAUGGUGCUAAGCAACAAUUUCGAGAAUAUCUUGAACCACUUAUUAUUCCAGCAAUGGUUAUGUGUGCUCGGAAAGGAGAAAGAGAAUGUCAGAUAGUUGUACUAAUGGAAGAUGAUGUCAUUGAAUGGGAUGAUGAAUAUCCACCAGCAGUGGGUGAAGAACAUAUACAGCGUGUCCAUUCUAAUGAUUUAUGUCGGUUUUUUAAGUAUUUUGAGAAUAGAGAUAUUGCUAAAGAUUUGUUACGUGAAAAAGGUCUAAAGAAAAUACGAAUUGGAAUUGAAGGCUUUCCAACUACUAAAGAGAAAGUCAAAGUUCGUCCAACAACAGGAAGAAUGGAAGUUGUGUAUAACUACAUACAGAGACCAUUUGUACGCAUGUCAUGGGAGAAAGAUGAAGCGAAGAGUCGUCACGUUGAUUUUACUUGUGUGAAAAUAAAAACUGAAAUAGCACCAGAUGCUGAAGCUGCUACAUUAGUAUCAGCUGGUGAAGAUGAAGAAACUAAUGUAAUAUAACUUUUUUAUAUCAAAUCUAUAACCCAAUGGUAUUAUCCAUACAUCCAUCCUAUAAUAAUGCUUAAUUUCUUUCAGUUGUAUCAUUUAAAAA